UCAGGGUGCAUACAAGUGUCGGACCGUGGCUGCAGAAAAGACUGGGGAUGGAAAAUGUACUAUAAACGCUGCUGGAAAAGUCUAUACAGAUUGCUGUGAAUCUCUGAGUGAAGAUGGCCCUCUUUAAGAACAACUUCUGGGGGGAGAAAAAUGCCGGCUUUGACGUGCUUUACCACAACAUGAAGCAUGGCCAGCUGGCAACCAAGGAGCUAGCCGAGUUUGUCCGCGAGAGUACUGCUAUUGAGGAGACUUACUCCAAAUCAAUGAGCAAACUGGCCAAGAUGGCGAGCAACGGAAGUCCACAGGGGACUUUUGCUCCCAUGUGGGAUGUGUUCAGGGUGUCGUCAGACAAACUGGCCCUCUGCCACCUAGAGCUGAUGAGAAAGAUGAACGAUCUCAUCCGGGACAUCAACAAGUACGGCGACGAGCAGGUCAAAAUUCAUCGCAAGACAAAGGAGGAGAUGGUGGGGACAGUGGAGGCGGUGCAGGCGCUGCAGGUUCAGAGCGGCCACCUUCAGAAGUCAAAGGAGGGUUACCAUGCCAAGUGUUUGGAGCUAGACCGGCUCAGGAAGGAGGGAGCUCCACAGAAAGAACUGGAGAAAGCGGAGCUGAAGUCUAAGAAAGCGGCAGAGUCAUUUGCGUUGUGCAUCGAGAAGUACAACCGCGUGGGAGGAGAGUUUGAGCAGAAGAUGAGCGAGUCCUCCCAGAAAUUCCAGGAAAUCGAAGAGGCCCACUUGCGGCAGAUGAAACAGCUGAUCAAAGCUUACUCCCACUCCAUAGAAGACACCCAUGUUCAAGUGGGACAGGUUCACGAGGAAUUCAAGCAGAAUGUGGAAAACAUCGGCAUUGAUAACCUCAUCCAGAAAUUUGCAGAGCAGAAGGGCACGGGCAAAGACAGGCCAGGUACAAUUCAGCUCCCUAGGAUGGAUUCUUGGCUUGCUUCUAGUAGAGCUCUGGUUGGUUUUGAGGAGUACAUGACAGCUUUGGCACCAGAAGGUGGGAAGAAGAGUCGAGCAAAAGCCUUCAGGAUCCCCGGCCUUGGCAAGAGGGACAAGGAGCCGGACUCUACAGAUUCAGCAGUGACGGAGACCCCGAAUUCACCCCUGGAAGUAGAUGACGAGGGAUUUGUCAUCCGAGCUGACAGCACACAAAAUGGCUGCUCUGAGGAGAAGGAGAGCAACUUUUACUCCAGUGACUCGGACUUUGAUGACGAGGAGCCCAAGAAGUUCCACAUCCAGAUCAGACCGGUGGCGAGCAGCAGUCGCAAUAACUCCGCUGCCACAGAGAAAGAACUGAAAGCCACCAUUGGGGCGCUCACUCUGCCGCCCAACAGAGGGGUCCGGCAACAGGUGUCAGUCAAGCGGCAUCUCUCCAGGAACUCGAGUACUGCGGGAGGUCGCUCAGAAGAGAGCGAAGGUGCCUCCCACAGGGAUGGAGAGCAGGAGGGCCUACGCAGGUCCACCUCCAGUCCCGAUCACAGCAGGUUAAGUUCAACGGCAUCGGGUUCAGACAGUCUCUUCGGACCUCCGCUGGAAUCGGCCUUCAAGUCCAAAAGCUUUGAUGGUCGGGAACAACUCAGAGAGCAGAGCGCUUUUGGUGCAACUGAAUAUGCCGCUUUCUCGUCUGACUCCUCCUCUCCGGAGAACGUCGAGGACUCCGGCCUGGACUCACCUUCCCAUCAGCCCCUUGGGCCCUCCCCUGAGCCAGUGGGUUGGGCGGCUUGGCCUCCUGUGUCACAGAGUAAAGAGCAGACACAAACACUGGGACGACCUCCGGACCCUUUCCUCUCUGCUUUCCGUGACCCCUCCCCUGGUCGGAGCCCUCUCUCGCAGGACGACCCUGCCAGCGUCUGGUCCAUCGCCUCAUCACGUCCCUCUCGUGUCCCCCCAGACAUGGACCCCUCAUCCAUGCGGUUCCCUGCUUUCUCCCAGUCCCUUCCUCCACCUGAGAUGGAGUCAUCGGUGUGGAACUGCAAACACAUUCCCCCCGAGGACCCCUUCCUCGCUGCGUUUGAGAGGACUGUCACCCAGGAGACUUUAAACCUGUCUGAUGCCUGGGCGCGCCCACCACCUCGCACAACCCAGGAGGGCAGGGGGAUGGAGGUGCGAGGGGACCCAUUCUCCAUCGCCCUCGUCGACACUAAGACACUCCCAACCUCUUCCUCCUCCUCUUCUUCCUCCUCCUCCAAUCGUAAAGACAGAGACAGGAAACGAGACCAGAGCCUCCCGCCUCCUGUUACUUCUGAUGACCCGUUUGCAAUCACAAUGAUUGGCAGCCCAACGCACCAGUCAUCGCUGGCUGCAGCAGCUGGGUUAAUCCCUGCACACAGCAGCAGCAGCAGCAGAGGCAGCAGUAGUGGUGGUGGCUCUACCAAUAGCAAUAGGCUGGUACUUGAUGUUAAUUCAAGCUCUUUGCCUACAGCUCAGCCCAAGAAGGAGCUGAUGCACUGGAACUCUGUCCACAACCCGUUUAGUGAAAGUGUCUCUGGGACGCUGAGCAGCUCCAAAACACAGGAGGGAGGAGGGAAAGGAGAGGGAGGGGGAGGAGGAGGAGGAGGAGGGGAGAGGAGGAAACAUCGAUCAUCAGAGAGUGAGCCACGCAGGAACGCCCCUCCACUCACGAGGCAUUCGGGACCACAGGAGGAUCUGUGUUUUUCCACAGACAAAGAUCAAGACUGCCUGGAUCUGAACACUCAGAUAUCGUGCAGUAUCACCUCACACAAGGGGUCCAAGCAUAACUUCAGACAGGACACAGCUGAAGUGGUCGCAGCUGCUCCUCAGAGAGCGGCCCGGGCCAAGAGGACCUCAGGCCAACUCAGCGGCUGCGAGAGAUCCCGGUCCCUGUGCUCUUCCCCGCUGCCAGAGCCCAGCCCUUCCCUCACCUCCUCCUCAUCCUCUAGCCCCAGUGAGUGGGGGCCUCAGGCCAGGGACAAUGACUGGGCGAGUCAGAACCGAGCGCCCAGUCCUGCCAGGGCAGGCCAAUCCUCACCGCUGCCCUACCAGCACCAGGACCAUCAACAAAGACAGUUGCACCUGUCACGAGGCCCCAGCCCCAUUUCCCUCAGCACACAGGAGGCCUGGCCAGUGGCAGCAGCCAUAACAGAAUAUAUAAAUGCCUACUUUAAAGGUGGACAACACAACCGCUGUCUGGUGAAGAUCACGGGCGACCUGACGAUGUCCUUCCCUGCCGGCAUCACCCGGAUCUUCACAGCCAACCCCAACGCUCCCGUGCUCAGCUUCAGGCUUGUCAACAUCUCAAGGAUUGAUCACUUCCUGCCAAAUCAAAAGCUGCUCUACAGUGAUCCAUCUCAGAGCGACCCAGACACCAGAGACUUCUGGUUCAACAUGCAAGCUCUGCAGCUCUACCUGCAGAGAGAGGCUGAACUCAACCCUCAGGCCUCGUACUACAACGUUGGUCUGCUCAAGUAUCAGGUGUCGUCUCAGGACCCGGGUAGAGCUCCCCUUCUGCUGUCUGCGGAGUGUCAGCGCAGCGGCACCGUGACCCGGGUGUCUUUGGAUUACCACUGCUGCCCCGCCACCGCGCCCUCCACCCAGCUCGCCGCUGUCCAGGUGCUGCUGCCAUUAGACCACACUGCCACAGACCUGCAGUGCCAGCCACCCGCCUCCUGGAACGCUGAGGAAAGACGGCUGCUGUGGAAACUCCCCAACCUCUCCCCGACCAAUCACAGCAAAGGCUCAGGGACUCUGUGUGCCAGCUGGCAGUGCCUGGAGGUCCCCCGAGGCCCUCCACCCAGCCUGGCUGUUCAGUUUGUGGGCUCCGGGGCCUCGCUGUCGGGCAUGGACGUGGAGCUGGUGGGCAGCCGCUACCGCAUGUCUCUGGUCAAGAAGAGAUUCGCCACAGGGAAGUACAUGGCCGGCUGCUCGUUGUGAAUCGUGUAAAGGACCAUUGCUGCAGGUUCAGAGGACUUCACACUUUUUCUCAAGUCAACAGCCAGACAGAAGGAGAGAUUAUUCCUGGUAAGACAUUAAAACUGAGGACUGACAUCUCAGCCUUGAAGGACAAUGUGCACUUACUUCUGACAGUGUCCUGCUGUUCUAGGACCAAGCCUUUUCUUCUUCUUUUCCUCUAAUUUAAGUUGUGUGUGUGUGUGUGUGUGUGUGUUGUACACUCAGUCCUGCCUUUAGCAGGAGCCAGGAAGAUAGCUCUUUUUCUAUUCAAUCUCCUCUGUUCAUUGUGCUCUGAGACUGCAAACUGAGGUAGAUGUCAGAACUUUUCUUAAAUUAUAGAGGAAAGGAAAAUAAAGUAAGUCUGGAACUGAGUUGCCAUGGAAACUAGGAUUUUUCAAUUAUGUAAAUACUAUAUGGAAUAAAUCUCUAGAGCAUCUCAAAAGAUCAAAUGAGUCACUUGUGAGUAAAGAUCUUCUACCAAACCUUAGAAAAUGCAAUGUUUGUAAAUCUGCUGUUUGUUCCAAAUAGAGGUUUUGUGAUGUUGAUGUUUGAUAAAAAUAAAUGUGCUCAAACAU
Messenger RNA from Epinephelus lanceolatus (giant grouper), 4483 nucleotides. RefSeq names its product FCH and mu domain containing endocytic adaptor 1 (gene fcho1). Gene Ontology annotation, biological process: clathrin coat assembly; clathrin-dependent endocytosis. NCBI's taxonomy places the organism in Eukaryota, Metazoa, Chordata, Actinopteri, Perciformes, Serranidae. Gene Ontology annotation, cellular component: clathrin-coated pit; clathrin-coated vesicle; plasma membrane. The record is from RefSeq and is a predicted model, not a curated record.